Molecule: messenger RNA, 1101 nt
Organism: Ostrea edulis (European flat oyster)
Lineage: Eukaryota; Metazoa; Mollusca; Bivalvia; Ostreida; Ostreidae
Product: 5-hydroxytryptamine receptor 3A-like
Exons: 1
Coding region: 1-1101 (366 amino acids)
Biological process (GO): monoatomic ion transmembrane transport; nervous system process; signal transduction
Cellular component (GO): synapse; membrane; neuron projection
Molecular function (GO): extracellular ligand-gated monoatomic ion channel activity; neurotransmitter receptor activity; transmembrane signaling receptor activity
Source: RefSeq, a predicted model, not a curated record
AUGGUCAUUUAUACUGACCUCAUGCUGAACUCAAUCCAAAACUUCAACGUUAAAACGAGAACAUUAAAGACGUCCAUCGCACUCAAUUUAAUGUGGAAAGACGAAUUCAUUCAAUGGGACGCAUUGGACAAAGAUAUGACUGUGUUUCAACUACCAAAAAGUGAGGUCUGGACUCCGACUAUGAUUCUUCAUAAUCCGGCGGAGGGAUUUGAACUAACAACGGAAUCGAGUUCGGUCGAGAAGACGCAACAUUUCUUUAAUGGCACGGUGAACUACGUUAUUACGGGGAGCAUUCUAACAGUAUGCAAACCUAAUAUAUUUCAUUACCCAAUGGACGAGCAUUCAUGUGAUAUACAGAUCAUUAAUUCACACUAUCAGGAAAACAUUGUUUUGAAGUCGUUGCGGGACAGCAUUAAGCUCGAUCACUACAUGGAACAUCCGGAGUGGAGAAUCACGGGAACGAAUGUAACCACCAAGUUUGUGCACGGGAAAAUCACUGAAAUUUCUUUCAUCAUUCACUUUUCUCGGAAACCAGAAUUUCUUCUGAUAAACGUUCUUCUUCCGAUUAUAUUCUUGAGUGUGUUGAACGUCUUGGUUUUUGUUCUACCAUAUCAGUCUGGGGAGAGAAUUUCCUACGCCAUUACACUUCUGUUGACUUUUGUAGUGUUUAUGAAUGCCAUGGCGGAUGAACUUCCUCCAAUAGGUGAUCCGGUUUGUCUUUUGAAUAUAUACAUAACAAUACAAAUGACAAUGAGCUCAUUCAUAGUUUUCUGUACCAUUGUAAGCUUAAGUCUUUAUGAUAAUGACGAUAAGGCAAAACCAGUUCCACUGCAUUGGAAGGUAUUUGCAUAUUAUGCCGGAAAGAUGCUGCGUUUAAAGUUCAAAACUGUUAAGGAAAUCGAGAUUUCGGACGUUCCCAAAAUUAAUGAAGUGUUUCCAUUCGAACACGAUGGUGACGUCACUGAGGACUCUCCCGCACCUCCCUACGAACACCUAGGAUGGAAAGACGUUGGUCGUGCCGUUGACAAGUCUUUGUUUGUGAUUAGUCUCCUCGUCCUGGUUAGUGACACUGCUGUGUACUUUUUGUUUAUUUGGCGAUAA